UCCAAGAUGGCGCAGUGGUAAAUACUUCAAGGAAGUUGACCUUACAAAUGCUAUUCUUUUGAUAGAAGAAAGCGUAUAUACCUAUAUAUCCGAGGUAAAAUUAUAAAACGAUGGUUAAGGGGGCCUUUAUGAGGUCUUUUCAUUCGAUUUAGUGGCUUGAGUUGGGAUAAAAUUGUAUGGAAAGACAACGACAUGCUUCCUUCUGUUGGAGUUGUAGACGCAGGGGAAGGCUCUCGACAACUCAUUGGAGCUCUUCGUACAGCAGGAUUCACUGUGACAGGCGUCUGGGGAUGCACAAAGCACCAAGCGCAGGUCAUGGCACAUAAACACGAUGUGCCGUUCGCUACGUCAAGAAUAGACGAGCUUUUACUAAGAGAAGAUGUGGACUUGCUCGUUGUGUUAUGCCCACCUCAUCAACGAGCAGAUGUAGCGGUGAAGGCGCUGUCUAUAGGGAAACAUGUCCUCUGCGAGGCACCAGCUGGGUUGAGCAAAGAUGAAGCAGAUAGAAUGGUGAAUGCUGCUCAGUACUACCCAAGGUUGUUGUCCCUCAUGAAACACGAGUUGAGAUUUGUUCCAACAUUUGUCAAAAUGAAACGGCUUAUUGAGGAAGGUUAUUGUGGGAACGUCCUUGUUUGUGACUGUCGGAUUGGUGUGGGGUCAUUGCUUGGGAGCUCGUAUGACUGGAUGUGUGACCAAGCAAUGGGUGGCGGAGUGCUAACAAAAUACGGAUCGCACAUCAUAGACCUUAUCUCAUUUCUAACCAAUCAGCAAGCAGAAUCAGUUAACGGAACUUUAAAGACCUUCAUUACCCAAACAGAAAAUAUUUCUAGCUUUCGGCACAUCACAGGGGAUGACUUCUGUUCAUUUCAAAUGAAACUGAAUGGCGGUACCUUUGUAACGGUAACCUUAAGUACCCAUAUACCAGGUCCAUAUAGCCAGGUUAUAAAUAUAAUUGGCUCAGAAGGCCGAUUGAUAGCAAGGAAUGACAACCUACAUGGUCAAAAAGAUGGCAAUAAAGAGAUACUGCUGUAUGCUACUACUAGGGUUAUUCCUUCGGUGGAGAAAAGCUCUUCCCCAGAGGUUUUCUUGAUUGGUCUAGAGGCUUGGGUUCGAGAAAUCAAGAGAGCUUUUGAGGAAUCUGUUGAUAAAGAUGACAGAAGGAAUGCUGAUUUGCAGGCCAUAUCAAGUGCAGCUUCAUUUGAGGAUGGUUUGUACACAAGAAGUGUAUUGGAUGCCAUCAAGGAGUCAAGCAGCAAAGAAUGCUGGGUAAAGGUCCCACCAUCUCCUAAUUUUAAAAGCAAAUUGCCUGACAAGUCCAAACAGGAGAGAAAAAUCUCCCUAAACAUAACCAAAGAUUCUAUUAGAGCUAAAGAUAGAUCACCUUCACCAUUUAGACGAUCUCAAACACAGAAGUCUCUCUGAAGUUCAUUCGGUGAAUUAUGCAGUAUAUAGGUAAUUAUUAUUUAGUAUAUUGUAAACUUCUUGCUUCGAACAAUUACAGAAGGUUUAAGAGCACAGAGGGAGCCCACUAAGAGGGAGCAAAGCAAAAGAUGGGAGCUACAUGUAGGUCCUAAAAUUCCCAAGGACUAUAUGUAAUGAUUAUUAAUAAUAUUGUUAUUCACUCAUUGCAUGGGACAGACAGGGAGACAGGGAGCCCACGUCUUAGCAAAUCAAAGAUCAUUGAUUUUUACCCCUAAAGGCCGAUUUAGACUAUACGAUUUUUGCCUACAACUAUCAUAUACAACACACUUGCGUCUGUCGUAGGCAAGUUGGUGGCUUGAUCUACACUCUACCACUCGAGUUGUAGGAUGGUGUGAGUGUGUUGUAUACAAUAGUUGAAAAUCGUACCGUCUAAACCAGCCUUAAGAGAUAUGAGGAGCAUAACCGAUACUUUUGCCUUGGUGUGCCUUCACCGGGCUACUUACAUUAUCUUGGUUUUUUGUCUGUUAGUAUUUAAUCUCUGCAUGGAGUGGGUAAUAUUUAGAUCUUAUUAACCGAGCGGGAGGUCUGUACGGGAUAAUCUUGACCGAGGUCUGUACCCGACCGAGG
Actinia tenebrosa (Australian red waratah sea anemone) is the source of this 2049-nucleotide messenger RNA. Its product is annotated as glucose-fructose oxidoreductase domain-containing protein 2. The record is from RefSeq and is a predicted model, not a curated record. Lineage: Eukaryota; Metazoa; Cnidaria; Anthozoa; Actiniaria; Actiniidae. Gene Ontology annotation, molecular function: nucleotide binding.